This is a messenger RNA of Chinchilla lanigera (long-tailed chinchilla), 2263 nucleotides long. It is a transcript of the gene Ikbip, whose product is annotated as IKBKB interacting protein. Bases 241 to 1368 code for a protein of 375 amino acids. The record is from RefSeq and is a predicted model, not a curated record. NCBI's taxonomy places the organism in Eukaryota, Metazoa, Chordata, Mammalia, Rodentia, Chinchillidae. The transcript is spliced from 3 exons.
CGCCCACGAGCUCGGAAGCGGGAGGAGGUGGGAUCGCGCCCUCUCGGCUUGAGGAACCCGGAGGCUGGGAGACUUGGUGGAGAGGCGGGGAGAAUGGCCCGGAGAGAAAAGGGGCUGGCUUAGGGGCGGGGCCGAGGCUGCAGCGGCCGAGGCUUCCCAGGGAGGCUCCGGUGGCCACGUCCCGCGGCCCCCCCACCCCGGGCCGCUGUCCAGGGAUCGCGGUGCUCAGGGCCUCCAGACAUGGCCGAGGUGAAGAACCGGAAGAAGCCGGGGCCCAGGGCAGCCCCCGCGGAGCCCGGGAAGCGGAGCGAGGGCUGGAAGAGCCCCGAGGCCGGGGGCGGCGCGCGCGGGGGCUGGGCGGACCCCCGCACCGGCCUGAGCCUGCUGUCGCUGGGGACGUGCCUGGGCCUGGCCUGGUUUGUAUUUCAACAGUCGGAAAAGUUUGCAAAGGUGGAAAACCAGUACCAGUUACUGAAAAUAGAAAACAGUGAGUUCAGAGGACUUCAGAGUAAAAUCAAUUUAAUUUCAGAAAAGCUUGAGUCUACUGAAGGUACCCUGCAGGAAGCCACAUCCUCCAUGUCUUUGAUGACCCAGUUGAAGCAGGAAGUAUCCAGCCUCCAAAGUCUCAUGCAUGACAUUGAAAACAGUGAAGAGAUGCUUACUCAAAAGGUGCAAACCCUUAAUGAGAAAUUACAAAAUAUUACAGAUUUCUGGAAGAGAAGCCUCGCAGAAAUGAAUGGUAAUACAGACAUUUUCAAAGCAGAAGCAAAGCAUAUACAUUCUCAAGUUACUGCCCAGAUUAACUCAGCAGAGCAGGGAAUGAAAUUGCUCACAGAACGGCUGAAAGAUUUGGAAGACAGCACACUGCGAAAUAUUAGGACAGUGAAAAGACAAGAAGAGGAAGAUCUUGAGCGCGUGGAGGAGCAGCUGGGCUCUGAUACAAAAGCAGUGGAGCAGCUAGAAGAGGAACAGAAGGCGCUCCUUGCCAGAGAUGAAGAUCUGACCAAUCAACUUGCCAGCUACGAACCCAAAGUGGAAGAAUGUCAGAUGCAUUUGCCAACCAUCGAAAAUGCUGUCCACUCUGUCCUGCGAGUCUCUCAGGACCUGAUGGGGGCAGAAAAGAAAGUGGAAGAGCUGACCAUGCAGAUGUUUACCAUGGAAGAUGAUAUGCUAAAGGCGGUAUCCGAAAUAAUGGAACUGCAGAAAACCCUGGACGGAAUUCAGUAUGAUAACAGCAUACUAAAGAUGCAAAAUGAACUGGAUGUUCUAAAGGGGAAGGUGCAUGAUUUUGUAGCGUUUUCAAAUACAAAAGAAAAGGGAACUUUGGAAGAAUAUAACCUCGAAAAUGGAUUUAGUGAUGAUUUUUAAGUUCACUGCGUGUAUUCUGAUGAACCAUAUUACUAUAUGUAACUAUGCCCGCUGUUUUUUACUUAUAUUGAUAUUUCUAUAUUGGAAAAAAUAAGUGAGAUAUCCACACAAAUGGUUUAUCUGCAUAUUCAAGGCUUAUCUUCUUAAGCUCAGAAAGUUAUUUCAAACAAAUACUAUAAUUCUGAAACAUGUAUUUCUCUCCUUUUAAGGCAAUAUAUAUAGUUAAUUUUUAAAAUAUUUUGCAAUAAUGACAUCAUUAUGAGUUUGGCCCAUUAAAUAUUGCUGUUUCUAGGAACCAUUUUUUUUCUUCUAGGAACUAUCAAAGAGAGUUUACCAUUUCGCUAAAUGACCCUAGUUUGCUAUUCAAGUCUGUGUCUGUUUUACCUGUCUGUCACCCCAUCUUGCUGUCAGGCCGGUUGGUAGGUAAGGUGCCUGUCACAGCCAGCUCCGCACUUCCCUUUGCAGGCUAAGAAUCCUAACAACCAAGUUCAUAGGAGCUUUGUCCGCGCUAAAUAUGAUGUGCCUCGGGGAGAGCACAGGGGCUUUUCUGUGAAUUAAUAUGCAUUGCUUAAAAACUAUGAACCCUGGGAAAGAGUUUACUUUUUGUUAAGGUUCCAAACUGUGUUACAGACACUCAGAAGAAUUUUUAAAUCUGAAAAUAUGAAUAUGUUUUUAUUUAAGCCCUUUCCUAGUAGUUGUAUAUGCUUUCAAGUAUGAAUUUGUGGAGUAUCUUUGUUUACCCAGGCUUUUAUUUUUAAAGUUCGAACUAGGAUAGACUCUUGAGUUUGUUAAACACAUAAUCUCUUGAUAAAUUAAUCAAGUUAAAUUAAAAAUACAUGAAUAAGCCUUUUUUAUUUUUUUGUCUUUCUGAGACAGGGUCUCACGAUGCAGUUCA